CAAAGUUGCACAAUCAUUAAUUAUUAUCCUCAUCUUAUCACAAAUAGUUUUUGCCCUUAUUUAUAGGGAGGUGAAUAUACUUUAACUAAUAACAUAACUUAGAUAUUUUCUGUGACGAAUGUCAUCAUCUACAGCGCUGAGAUAUUCCACAGCAAAUGGUUAUAUGUACGUUUUCGUUUGGUCACUAAACCAGACAAGAUGGAAGAGCCGUACGAAUUAGCACCGGAGUCGUACGAAAGAACUCAAGCUGGUAAGGAAAUGGAUACUGCAGUAGCAGUAGCAACAGCAGCAGCAGCAAACCCAAUGAAAGAUCUGAAACCUGAAGAACAUUUCCUGAUUCCAAUCAGUAAACGCGUUUAAUUGUUUCCAUCAUAAUUCAGCUUUAAUUUCCAUACUACACUGCAUUUUAUACGUCCUCUCCAUGUCAAUGUCAAAGAAAACAGAAAAUUGUGAAAAGAUGAACUUGAAUGAACC
This is a messenger RNA of Loa loa (African eye worm), 474 nucleotides long. RefSeq lists its product as hypothetical. NCBI's taxonomy places the organism in Eukaryota, Metazoa, Nematoda, Chromadorea, Rhabditida, Onchocercidae. The coding region runs from base 199 to 360 and encodes 53 amino acids. The record is from RefSeq and is a predicted model, not a curated record. The transcript has 2 exons.